Messenger RNA from Camponotus floridanus (Florida carpenter ant), 6791 nucleotides. It is a transcript of the gene SLO2, whose product is annotated as potassium channel subfamily T member 2. NCBI's taxonomy places the organism in Eukaryota, Metazoa, Arthropoda, Insecta, Hymenoptera, Formicidae. Bases 1046 to 5788 code for a protein of 1580 amino acids. Gene Ontology annotation, molecular function: intracellular sodium-activated potassium channel activity. The transcript has 24 exons. The record is from RefSeq and is a predicted model, not a curated record. Gene Ontology annotation, cellular component: membrane. Gene Ontology annotation, biological process: potassium ion transport.
AAAAAGAAUAUGUUUUUGCUUUUCGAAAGAUCAUUUGCAACUUUUUUCUGAUGCAAAUUUAUCCAGUAGAUCAGAGACAAAGUCUAAUUAUUCAACUGCCCUUUACAUCGCGUAAAAACGAAAUGAAUGAAUGUACGAAAUUACUUCCGCUACUUCUACUUUAAAUUAUUUGUGUCGCAACUAAGCGCGUUUAAUUGCUUUUUCAAAACUUUCCUAAAUUGUAAUCAGCUUUUACGUAACGAGAAGAUUUCAAGUGGUUGCAUGCAUUUCCUUCAUGACUUUGCUGCGGUAUUUAACAAACGGCAUAAUAUUUCCGUUGCAUCUCCCUUGAGAAUAUCUUUAAAAAGCGAAAGCAGAGGAAUUUCAUCUGCUGUAAUGUUUUAAUGCAAGUUUCGUUAUCGAGAAUGACUUCUCUUUAAAAAUAAUUUCAAUAAUCAAAGGAACAAUAAGUAUAUAAAACAUGAAACUUUUAUAGUGAAAUAGGUCUCAAAAAUAAGAUUAAACAUUAUUAAAUUACUUAGAAUAAGCGCAGUGUUUGAAAUAUUCUAAAAUUACGCUAAGGAAAGAGAAGAGGAGGGCAUUCACGUUUUCGUAAUAAAACGAUAACAUUGUGAAUUUUAUGAAAUGCGGAUAAUUCUAAAUUUUUAUGAGCCGAUCGAUCAUCGUUACUCGUUAACGGAUAACACUUCUCAAUCAUGUUCAUCAAGUGUGUACCAACUACUUCGUUAGCCAGCGAUUCUGCUCAGUUUCACGAUAGUUUCCUUGGAUUUGCUCGUCGUAUUUCUAUCAAUGCUGGCUCAAUUAUAACCAUGCCGAGUAAUCGAAGAGGAAAAUUUACGGUAAUGUGGUCGAAGGGACGUGCAUCGGCGGUCGAGCUCGUACGUCCCGCGAUUGCCUCAAGGUGAAGCUGCCGGCAGCAAAGAAACGGGAGAGGGAGAGAGAGAACGAGUCGGUGUGUCGCAAGCUCCUCGCCCUGUUUCAUCACCGCAAGCCUCGGGACCCACUUCGCGGCUCGAGCUCUGCCUCGUCGGUGCCCCUGCUCGAUAUGGGCGCCAGAGCAUGGGACUACGAGGCCCUACCGGAGCUCCACACCUCGACGGCGGUUACGCCGACCUCGACGCCGCCGACGUCCCAGCAGAAGGCACCGAGGGUGUAUUUUCAAGCGGAGAAUCUGGCGUCCACCAGACGGAGGAGCAGCAGCAGACUGCUGACGCCGCAGCAGUCCUGCAGGAGACGCAGUCGAAGCAUGAGCGCCUGGAGCGACCUGUCCAGGUCGUCUUUCAGGUUGGACGAAAGAGUUCGCGUCGAAUAUUAUGUGAACGAAAACACAUUCAAGGAACGGCUGCAGCUGUAUUUCAUCAAGAAUCAACGUUCGAGCUUGAGGAUACGACUUGCUAAUCUCUUCUUCAAAUUACUAACAUGCUUCCUGUACAUAUUCAGGGUUGUUACCGACACCGACCCAACAUUCGCAGCAUGUUACGAUUGUAUGCCAGGCAACAAGAGCGAGUUUCUCGUGUCGCAAAACUUGACGGAGGAGGAGUUUCAGGAUCACCCGACCAUCAACUGGGAUGCGAUUGUCUGGGUCAGAAGACCCUUGGAGCUGUGGGUAGUUCAAGUGAUCUUGGCGAUGGUGUCGUUAACUGAGGCCUUGUUACUCGCUUACCUCGGUUACAAGGGAAAUGUCUGGCAGCAGCUUCUAUCCUUCCACUUCAUCCUGGAAUUGGUCAACACAAUCCCAUUCACAAUCACGUUAUUAUAUCCACCAAUGAGAAAUUUGUUUAUUCCGGUGUUCCUAAACUGCUGGUUGGCGAAACACUCUCUGGAAAAUAUGUUCAACGAUCUACAUAGGGCGAUGCAGAAGUCCCAAUCAGCGUUAAGUCAACAGCUGAUGAUCCUUAGUGCUACGUUACUGUGCCUUGUCUUUACUAGCGUAUGCGGGAUCCAGCACUUCCAAAGAGCGGGGCACAGACAUUUGAACCUAUUUCAAAGCACAUAUUAUGUCGUAGUGACAUUUUCCACGGUGGGCUAUGGAGAUUUCGUGCCGGACAUUUGGCCUUCGCAACUUUACAUGGUCAUCAUGAUCUGUGUGGCGCUCAUAGUAUUACCUACGCAGUUCGAACAAUUAGCUUUCACGUGGAUGGAACGUCAGAAGCUGGGCGGCUCGUAUUCUUCGCACAGAGCGCAGAGCGAGAAGCACGUUGUAGUUUGCAGUACGACGUUGCAAGCCGACACUAUCAUGGACUUUCUAAAUGAGUUUUACGCCCACCCUUUGCUGCAGGAUUAUUAUGUAGUUCUUUUGUCACCGAUGGAACUUGAUACUACGAUGCGAAUGAUCUUGCAAGUGCCGAUCUGGGCACAGAGGGUAAUUUACAUUCAGGGCUCGUGCUUGAAGGACGGCGAUCUCGCGAGAGCGAGAAUGAACGAGGCGGAAGCCUGCUUCGUGUUAGCAGCGAGAAAUUAUGCCGACAAGACCGCUGCUGACGAGCACACGAUACUGAGAUCGUGGGCAGUGAAAGAUUUUGCGCCCAAUGUCCCUCAGUACGUUCAAAUCUUCCGUCCGGAAAACAAGCUCCACGUGAAGUUUGCGGAGCACGUGGUGUGCGAGGAUGAAUUUAAGUACGCUCUAUUGGCAAACAAUUGCACGUGUCCCGGUGCAUCCACGUUAGUCACCCUGCUGUUGCACACGUCCAGAGGACAAGAAGGUCAACAAUCGCAGGAAGAGUGGCACAGACUAUACGGUAAAUGUUCCGGCAACGAGAUUUAUCACAUAAUUCUCGGCGACUCCCGCUUUUUCGGGGAGUACGAGGGAAAAUCCUUCACAUACGCAUCCUUCCACAGUCACCGGAAAUACGGAGUUGCCCUUGUUGCGGUCAGGCCGGCGGAACUUCCGGAAUUUUACGAAGAUACCAUUCUGCUGAAUCCUGGCCCGCGGCAUAUAAUGAAAAAGACAGAUACUUGUUACUACAUGAGCAUCACGAAGGAGGAGAAUUCCGCGUUCGUGGUCGCGAAUAAUCAGAGCGGCAUCGUCGGCGAGGGGACGCAGGUGAUCAUCGAGACCAAGACGGACGCGACGUCCGCGAGCAACGGGUCGACGACGAACACGACGACGACCAACACGACGACGGCGACCAUGAAUUCGGGGGCGACGUCGGCGACGACGACCACCACCACCACUACAACGACAAUAUCGACUAGCUGCCCCGUAGGUGGCGGCGGCGACGGGAAUGGUACAGCAAUCAGCAACGGUGCCGAUGCGCACCAGAUGCGAUUUUCCAACAGUUAUAACGUUGCGCUGAGCGAAACACUACGCAGGCAGGAGACCUGCACGGGGCCCCGUGCACAGGACCGGCCUCAGAACGGUCCUCAGGCUCACAGGGCCCCGUUGCCGCCGCAGGUUAUUUUGCAGGUCCUCCCUAGCACGCCCACACCAAUCCAACACCACAACUUACUCGCAUCCGAUGUCCACCCGACUUAUCUCGAUCCUGGAGGAUUCGGCGACUCGAGGCAAUGCUUGAAAGAGGGAGGAUCAUCGCCACAAACACCAAUCACGGGUAAUCACCUUGACGUGCCACGAUCUCUUGAUCCGAAUCCUAAUCUACUGAGUCCAGAAAUUCUAACUCAAAGAAGAGGAAGUAGAAGGCCGAGUAUUCUACCAGUACCAGACAUGCUGACUAGCUCGACGCUGCAUUUGCCUGGUCAAGAAUCCUUGGACCACGACGGUGACGAGUCAGAGGACGAAAUGGAUGACGAUGUCCCCUGGAGAUCGCCAAGCGAGAAAAUCGCCUUCAAAGGGAUUGUCAAGGGAUUCCCGCCGGUUUCACCCUUCAUUGGAGUUUCGCCGACCUUGUGUUAUCUUCUCAAGGAGAAAAAGCCGCUCUGUUGCCUUCAACUGGCUCAGGUAUGCCAGCAUUGCAGCUAUAGGAACGCCAAAGAAUACAAUUGGCAAAAUAAAACCAUCAUAUUGGCGGCCGAUUAUGCAAGCAAUGGGAUUUAUAACUUUAUAAUACCAUUAAGAGCACAUUUUAGGUCGAAAACGUCAUUGAAUCCGAUCAUCCUUUUGCUGGAGAGAAAACCGGAAAUCGCGUUUCUCGAUGCGGUGUCCUACUUUCCGCUGGUUUAUUGGAUGCGCGGCUCCAUCGACUGCUUGGACGACCUCCUUCGGGCAGGUAUUACUUUGGCGGAGAACGUCGUGGUCGUAAACAAGGAACUCAACAAUUCCGCCGAGGAGGACACCCUAGCUGAUUGUAACACGAUAGUUGCGGUGCAAACUAUGUUUAAAUUCUUCCCGAGCAUAAAGAGCAUAACGGAACUAUCCCAGUCGAGCAAUAUGCGUUUCAUGCAAUUUCGGGCGCAUGACAAGUACGCUUUGCACCUCAGCAAAAUGGAAAAGGUACUCCUCAGUGCUACUACCGAUGACAACUACUCCGAUGAGCCUUCAAUGGGCUCCCCGAGAGAAAAAGAGAGGGGAUCUCACAUAUCGUACAUGUUUCGACUGCCGUUCGCCGCUGGCAGCGUCUUCAGCGCUUCGAUGUUGGAUACUUUGCUUUAUCAAGCAUUCGUCAAGGACUACGUGAUAACAUUCGUGAGAUUAUUAUUAGGAGUGGACCAAGCGCCAGGAUCUGGGUUCCUCACGUCGAUGCGCAUAACCAAGGACGACAUGUGGAUAAGAACAUACGGCAGAUUGUACCAGAAACUCUGCUCGACCACUUGCGAGAUACCAAUUGGAAUCUACAGGACGCAGGACACUACUGUAUCUGAUUCGUCGCACCAGGGCGAUUCAGACGCGGAAAGCGACGCCGGCGUCGGUGUGACGUACAAGAUGCGUCAUUCGGCGGCAGCAUCGUGCCUUGCGAAUUGCGCCACCCGCGACAAGGGUGCAUCUGCUUAUUCGGUGAGCCUCGGCGACGAGGCGCGCGACAACCACGCGCAGCAGAUCGAACGAGCAGAGAUCGCAAACCUGGUGCGCUCGCGGAUGGAGUCGCUCAACCUACCGGUCGCCGAUUACGACGACGUAUCGGAGAAGCGCAGCAGUCUCUCUUACGUGAUCAUCAACCCGAGCUGUGACCUGAAACUCGAGGAGGGCGACAUCGUCUAUCUGGUGCGGCCGAGCCCGUUUUCCGCGCAGAAGACGUUCGAGCGGCACAACUCCCGGCGUAAGAGCAACAUCAGCUUCUGCUCGGCGCAGCUGGUGUCGCAGAUGAGCGCGGCGGUCGCGGCCGCGGGUCUCCAGACAGGUGGCCCGGGAAGCCGUCGUGGAUCCAGCAUAGGUCUGGCCAGGCCGCCGCCUCUCGGCACGACAAAGUCGAACUCGCUGUCCCUACCCGAUAGUCCCACCGUGGCCGGAACUCUGCGCGGUCGUUCGAACUCGCUGAGGGUGGUCGACGACAUCCUGCUGCGGCGAAGUAAUUCUCUGAGACAGAGUCUGACGACGACGACCAGGCGGAAGAGCAGUCUGGAGGAUAUUGGUCUGGGCGCGCUCUCGCACCCCUCCAAUCACAACCCGAUCAAGAUUGCCUUGAACGGCUCGAUCGGCCUGGAGGUUACACCGCCGGAAGAAGGCUCGCAGGGCGGCGGGGCCAGCAACACGGGUAUCCUGGACGUGGGCCUGCCUUCCAUGCCUGAGCUCAACGCGGCCUUCGGUCCCAGCCUCGGCGCGGGUCUUGGUGGGUCCCUGGGUGGCCUCUACGACCCACCCUCGCUUCAAUGCCCGAUAGGCUCACCCUGUCAGUCCCCCCAGAUGCAAGGUGCCACGCAGGAUCCGCAGCAUAUACAGGGAACAAUAGUAUGAUAUAACCUUAUGUGGGGACGCAGGCUCUCCGGCGUGGCUCGAAACAAGUGGCUGUAGCGUUCCCACAUUCGGCGUUCAAGGCUGGGCGUCGAGAACGGCGUCUCUACGGCAAUCGUAGCGAAUAGAGCGACAUUUUUCCGAUUCGAUCGAGCCGGAUAAAUGGGACGGCCGGAGAGCAAGGUGUUUGAAACCAAUUACGUCGGGCUGGUGACUGUUCUGAAUGUCGAAGGAUGCUUCGCAAUGUCGGGUAAAUUGGGGCGAAAUUACAUCGGCAAGGUUAAUUUGGCUCUAGUUUAGAACUGAUUGCGUCGACAAUAUUCCAACUUUGAUUCAUUUUCCGAAUCUUUCUACGCGUUACAGUUUUUAUGUGAGAAAAUAGAUGUACGUAAAUUAUUGUUAGUACUUAUCGAAGUAAUUGAUAAAAAGAAUGCCGAUAGAAAUUUGAAUGCUUACCUCCUUUAUCUCGGUAUUUUCGGCGCCAGGUUAAUAUUGUUGAACUAUUCUCGCUUCAAUUUAUGGUAGUGCUGUCCUUUUCAUUUCGAGGCGGUGCGAUUCAUUACAAUUCGUGGACCUAAGCGCUGGUAUAUCGAAUCGUAACUGUGAUAUGUCAGACUCUGAUUCUUUAUGGGACUACAGUUUUCUGCUUGGAAAGUCUCGAUGCGUGGAUGGAGAGUCACGUCGAGUAUCAGUCAGUAACUAGUACACGGUAAUUCAUUGUUAGAGAGCGAUGUAAUGCAAUGUUAUGAGAGAUUUGUUUUGGUGUACCUUACUUUUGUAAUUCGUACCUGUAGCAGGCUGCGUUCUUAAAACGUUUUGCUCUCUAGGUCGCCUCUAGCGUCCACGCAUGCGACUUCAUUCGUCAAAAUGUAAGAGCUCGAGUUAUAAUGCGAAAGGCAUUUUAAAAAAGCUCAUCAUACGAUAGCUAAUAUUCCGAAUCACUUGCGAUCAAUACAAAUUAUCACAAAAGUAUUUUCAUUUUCUGUGUCCUGGAUUCCGUUUUUAA